AUGGUGUGCUUUCAUGGCCACGUCGCUGGCUCCUACGAAGACUCCUCAGGAAACAUCGUUGUCGACCUCACCAUAGCUUCAGACAACGUCUUCUUCUUCUUCCCACCAGACAGCCAAGCAGACACACCCACGACGUUACUCCAACGCAACAAGCUGGUCUCUGAUACUUACCGCUGGGUCUUCGAUCCCAAAACUCCAACCAACACACGGGUACAACCUCAUAAACUUUUUGGUAUCAACGGCGAGUUCUCCCGCAUCGACGAUAGAGUUCUAACGAAAAGGUACAACCACUUCUGGCAAUGUAACAUCGACCCGAGCAAACCGUAUGACUUCCCCAAAUGUGGCCCGCCAGCCGGUGGACUCUUCAACGUCUUGGGACACUACGAGUGGGACACGGGGAAGAAGGAUACCUUUUGGGCAGGACCGACAUGUACAUUCCAAGAGCCUGUAUUCGUCCCGAAGGCCUCGUCUUCUCCAUCAGACUUCGUGGAAGGCGAGGGAUACAUCAUGGCUUUGCUCAAUCAUCUCGACGUCUUGCGCAACGACAUCCUCAUCUUUGAUGCGCAGAACCUCUCCCAGGGUCCGCUGGCUGUCAUUCAUCUACCUGUCAAGCUGCGCCUGGGUCUGCAUGGUAAUUUCAUCGAGCAGAAAGACAUUGAUGAAUGGGCCGAGAAGCGCAAGGAGGGCGGUGAGGUUGGGCCGGCGGUACCGGCGAAGGAGAUGUUGCCGUGGCAGAAGAAGAUGGCAGAGGAGGAAGGCCUUGGAGUUGCAGUGCCAGUACCAGAGAAGGACUUUCUCAAUGGGUCGAACGGUGCGAUUGGACUCAACGGUAAUGAUUAG
Molecule: messenger RNA, 840 nt
Organism: Alternaria metachromatica
Lineage: Eukaryota; Fungi; Ascomycota; Dothideomycetes; Pleosporales; Pleosporaceae
Exons: 2
Coding region: 1-840 (279 amino acids)
Biological process (GO): carotene catabolic process
Molecular function (GO): carotenoid dioxygenase activity
Source: RefSeq, a predicted model, not a curated record